GGGCGUUGCUGCGGGCGGCUAGGGGCGAGAGUGAGGCCGCGGAGCCGCCGAGAGGCGACGGCGGGAGCUAGAGAGGACGCAGGUCUAGGUUGGCUGUGCAAGGGGAGCGGCGGCCCGGGCCCCAAGCCGGGGUGUGUGUGACGGCGGAGGCGGGGCCUUGCUGCCGCCAUGACUGAGGAGGCAGAGGAGACGGUUCUGUACAUUGAGCACCGCUAUGUCUGCUCUGAGUGCAACCAGCUUUAUGGCUCUCUGGAGGAGGUGCUCAUGCACCAGAACUCCCAUGUACCCCAGCAGCACUUUGAGCUGGUAGGUGUGGCCGACCCUGGAGUCACUGUGGCUACAGAGGCAGCUUCAGGCACAGGUCUCUAUCAGACCCUAGUGCAGGAGAGCCAGUACCAGUGCCUGGAGUGUGGGCAGCUGUUGAUGUCACCCAGCCAGCUUCUGGAGCACCAAGAGCUACACCUGAAGAUGAUGGCACCCCAGGAGGCAGUGCCAGUUGAGCCACCACCCAAAACGCCUUCCUUGAGCUCUAGCACUAUCCACUACGAGUGUGUGGACUGCAAGGCUCUCUUCGCCAGCCAGGAGCUCUGGCUGAACCACCGGCAGACGCAUCUCCGGACCACUUCCACUAAGGCUCCCACCCCAGUUGUCCUGGGGUCCCCAGUUGUCCUGGGGUCCCCAGUUGUCCUAGGGCCCCCUGUGGGCCAGGCCCGCGUGGCUGUGGAGCACUCGUACCGAAAGGCAGAAGAGGGUGGGGAAGGGGCAGCUGUCCCGUCUGCAGCUGCCACCACCACUGAGGUGGUAACUGAGGUGGAGCUACUCCUCUACAAGUGCUCUGAGUGCUCCCAGCUCUUCCAGCUGCCAGCCGACUUCCUGGAGCACCAGGCCACCCACUUCCCUACUCCUGCCCCAGAGUCUGAGGAAUCUGCCUUACAGCAAGAGACCCUGACUCCAUCAUCUGCGGAGAUGGCCGUGUCUCAACCUGACCCCCUGCCUGCCUCUGACCACAGUUAUGAGCUUCGCAAUGGUGAAGCCAUUGGGCGUGAUCGCCGGGGUCGCAGGGCCCGGAGGAACAACAAUGGAGAGCCAGGUGGGGCAGCCACGCAGGAGCUCUUUUGCUCAGCCUGUGACCAGCUCUUUCUCUCACCCCACCAGCUACAGCAGCACCUGCGGAGUCACCGGGAGGGAGUUUUUAAGUGCCCCCUAUGCAGUCGUGUCUUCCCCAGCCCUUCCAGUCUGGACCAGCACCUUGGAGACCACAGCAGCGAGUCCCACUUCCUGUGUGUAGACUGUGGCCUGGCCUUCGGCACAGAGGCUCUCCUCCUGGCCCACCGGCGAGCCCACACCCCGAAUCCUCUGCAUUCAUGUCCAUGUGGAAAGACCUUCGUCAACCUCACCAAGUUCCUUUAUCACCGGCGUACCCAUGGGGUGGGGGGUGUCCCUCUGCCCACGACACCUGUUCCUCCAGAGGAACCUGUCAUUGGGUUCCCUGAGCCAGCCCCAGCAGAAACUGGAGAACCAGAGGCCCCGGAGCCCCCCAUGUCUGAAGAGAGCUCAGCAGGGCCAACUGCCCCAGGCACCUACCGCUGCCUCCUGUGCAGCCGUGAGUUUGGCAAGGCAUUGCAGCUGACCCGACACCAGCGUUUUGUGCAUAGGCUGGAACGGCGCCAUAAGUGCAGCAUUUGUGGUAAGAUGUUCAAGAAGAAGUCUCAUGUGCGUAACCACCUGCGCACGCACACGGGGGAACGACCCUUCCCCUGCCCUGACUGCUCCAAGCCCUUCAACUCGCCUGCCAACCUAGCCCGCCACCGACUCACACACACAGGCGAGCGGCCCUACCGGUGUGGGGACUGUGGCAAGGCUUUCACGCAAAGCUCCACACUGAGGCAGCACCGUCUGGUGCACGCCCAGCACUUCCCCUACCGCUGCCAAGAAUGCGGGGUGCGUUUUCACCGCCCUUACCGUCUGCUCAUGCACCGCUACCACCACACGGGCGAGUACCCCUACAAGUGUCGUGAGUGCCCUCGCUCCUUUUUGCUGCGCCGGCUUCUGGAGGUGCACCAGCUUGUGGCCCAUGCUGGGCGCCAGCCUCACCGCUGUACAUCCUGUGGGGCGGCCUUCCCCUCCUCACUGCGGCUCCGUGAGCACCGCUGUGCAGCUGCUGCUGCCCAGGCCCCACGGCGUUUUGAGUGUGGCACCUGUGGCAAGAAAGUGGGCUCAGCUGCUCGGCUUCAGGCACAUGAGGCGGCUCAUGCAGCUGCUGGGCCUGGAGAGGUCCUAGCUAAAGAGCCCCCAGCCCCUCGGGCCCCGCGGGCCACUCGCACACCAGUCGCCUCCCCAUCAGCCCUUGGAAGCACUACCACCGCAGCCCCUGUGGCCCCUGCCCGACGCCGGGGCCUGGAGUGCAGCGAGUGCAAGAAGCUGUUCAGCACAGAAACAUCGCUGCAAGUACACCGGCGCAUCCACACAGGCGAGCGGCCGUACCCGUGUCCUGACUGUGGCAAGGCCUUCCGUCAGAGUACCCAUCUGAAAGAUCACCGGCGCCUGCACACAGGCGAGCGGCCCUUUGCCUGUGAAGUGUGUGGCAAGGCCUUUGCCAUCUCCAUGCGCCUGGCAGAACAUCGCCGCAUCCACACGGGCGAACGGCCCUACUCCUGCCCUGACUGUGGCAAGAGCUACCGCUCCUUCUCAAACCUUUGGAAGCACCGCAAGACCCACCAGCAGCAGCAUCAGGCAGCUGUGCGGCAACAGCUGGCAGAGGCAGAGGCUGCUGUUGGCCUGGCUGUGAUGGAGACUGCAGUAGAGGCACUGCCCCUGGUGGAGGCCAUUGAGAUCUACCCUCUGCCUGAGGCUGAGGGUGUCCAGAUCAGUGGCUGACUGCCCCAUUUCCUUCUUCAGCACUAUCAGGCCCUGUUGCUGAAGGUCCUCGUCCAACAUUCUCUUAAACCUCUGUAUGUACUGUGUCCCUUCUUUUUCCCCUCCUCACCACCAUGUAAGUUCUGUAGCUGGGUUUAUUCUCUUCUCAGGGGGGUGCUCUGGGGUCCUUGAUAUGCACAAAGGUCUUCCUCCUCCCCACCUUCUACCUGUUAGCACUGAUGGCCCCAAAGUGAAACAGUAAUAAAGACUGAGUUGGACAUAUA
Cynocephalus volans (Philippine flying lemur) is the source of this 3140-nucleotide messenger RNA. It is a transcript of the gene ZNF574, whose product is annotated as zinc finger protein 574. Gene Ontology annotation, biological process: regulation of transcription by RNA polymerase II. Gene Ontology annotation, molecular function: RNA polymerase II cis-regulatory region sequence-specific DNA binding; DNA-binding transcription factor activity, RNA polymerase II-specific. Gene Ontology annotation, cellular component: nucleus. Bases 169 to 2877 code for a protein of 902 amino acids. Lineage: Eukaryota; Metazoa; Chordata; Mammalia; Dermoptera; Cynocephalidae. The record is from RefSeq and is a predicted model, not a curated record. The transcript has 2 exons.